UCUUGAUCCAUCCAGAUAUCAAUCAUGAUUUCAGAUCCAUACUCUCCAUCCAGAUAUUGAUCAACCGCUUCGGGGUCUCAAGAGAUCCGGAGUAUAGAUAGGACUUGUGCGACCCCGACUCCCCCGUUCGAAUCGAAUCUCCAUCCCGAUAGUGACCGGAAUAAGCGCUCGGAGCGCAGCGUGCAGGUCAUGCGAGACUCAUUCCUAGAGGGAUCAAAUUGCCGCUUGCUGUUGACCUAGUCUAUUCUUUACUUCUUUUUUGUUUCUCUUGUAUUUUCCUACUCCUCUAUUUUUUCUAAUCCAGUAUCCGUAUAACUGGAGAGAUCUAUCGUGACCUACCUGUUCCGCCUACAGAUCUAGUAGUAGUGUCAUUCCUCCCACUCCCGUCAUCCCCACUUCAAAACCUCUUUUUUUUCCCUUCUCCUUCAGCCCGGGUUAUAUUUGCUCCCUCCAUCCACUCCAAAAACUCCACUCCAACUUCAUCCUUGGCUCCAUUCUUGUUCGUUCUUCAGCCCACGCACUAUUUCUUUUUUCCUUUCCUUUUUUCUUUUUUUCCUUCCUUUUUUUUCCCUGUUUUGUUCCCUUUUCCUGUCUCUCCCUAUCUCUUUUUCUGACCUCUAUCUUCGUUCCUUUGGUUCACUCCCCCUCCCCAAACCCAACCCCAACCCCAACUCACCAUCAUGGCGGGUAUCUUCCGUACCAUAUAUGACUGGCUGUUAAGGAUGUUUUGGGCCACGGAGAUGGAUGUCACCAUGAUCGGUCUCCAGAAUGCCGGGAAAUCCUCGUUAUUGCGAGUAUUGGCCGGCGGCGAGUUCACCGUAGAUUCCAUCCCCACCAUCGGUUUCAACACCAAACGCGUCCAGAAAGGUCAUGUGACCUUGAAAUGCUGGGAUCUUGGGGGUCAGCCCCGAUUCCGACCCAUGUGGGAGCGGUACUGUCGCGGCGUGAACGCCAUCGUAUAUAUCGUUGAUGCGGCGGACCAUGCGGCGUUACCGGUCGCGACAGAGGAACUGCACGAUUUGAUGACCAAACCCACGCUGGACGCUAUCCCCUUGUUGGUGCUGGGGAAUAAAUCCGAUCUCCCCAACAAGCUGUCGGUCGACCAGUUGAUCGACGCGAUGGACCUCAAAUCCAUCACGCACCGCGAAGUGAGCUGCUAUGGGAUCAGUGCCAAGGAGGAGACGAACCUUGAUGCGGUGUUGCACUGGCUCAUCGCCCGAGCCAGCCGAUGAAUGCCUGGCCGGCAGGUCCGCUGGCGCGACCUUUCGCCGCCUUUGUAAAUUCUCCCCUUAUAUCUCUCACCCUCUCCACCUCUCCCUCCCUCGUCCUAUCUCUCUCCCUCUCGAUCGAGUGGCUCACAGCCAGCGAUGUAAUGAUGACAACGAUGUGAACCAGGCACAAUUUCGUGGAGCGUUAAUGGAUGAUUCUUCUUUCUGUCGUUUUCGUUUUUUGUUUUCUUAUUGGUUGAAUGAUUGGUUCGGUCACGAAUGAGGUUCGAAGCAUGGAGAGUAUGACUAUAUCUCUGAGUGCUUUGGUGUAAAUUCAGCAUGUCACAUAUCUCAACGAAUGGCGUCGAUGCACGAGUCCACGUAUAAAAUGGAAAGACAUCAUCAGUAGUCAACCGAGUCAAGAGAACCCACCGAACAAAC
Molecule: messenger RNA, 1649 nt
Organism: Aspergillus candidus
Lineage: Eukaryota; Fungi; Ascomycota; Eurotiomycetes; Eurotiales; Aspergillaceae
Product: ADP-ribosylation factor-like protein
Exons: 6
Coding region: 681-1232 (183 amino acids)
Biological process (GO): protein transport
Cellular component (GO): lysosomal membrane
Molecular function (GO): GTPase activity; GTP binding
Source: RefSeq, a predicted model, not a curated record